This is a messenger RNA of Hypoxylon trugodes, 2499 nucleotides long. Its product is annotated as origin recognition complex subunit 3 N-terminus-domain-containing protein. The transcript has 5 exons. The coding region runs from base 277 to 2403 and encodes 708 amino acids. Gene Ontology annotation, molecular function: DNA replication origin binding. The record is from RefSeq and is a predicted model, not a curated record. NCBI's taxonomy places the organism in Eukaryota, Fungi, Ascomycota, Sordariomycetes, Xylariales, Hypoxylaceae. Gene Ontology annotation, biological process: DNA replication initiation; DNA replication. Gene Ontology annotation, cellular component: DNA replication preinitiation complex; nuclear origin of replication recognition complex; nuclear pre-replicative complex.
AUUCCUACUGGGUACUUUUUUUAGCGCAUCCCAAGCCUCGACUUUCCUCUGCCCCACCUAUAACUUUAAGCAUUACUACCCACUGUACCUUCCAUUUGAAGUUCUAUUAGGGGAUUGACCGGGAUUUAGUAACGCUAGAGAGGACCCUGCACGCCCUGUACCUGUCUAAAUCGCAUCCACUUACACUUGAAGUGUCAAGACGCGUAUUCUCAUAUCAUAUCUCAUGAAAACUAAGAGACUUACUACUUAGGCAGUGAGCAAAAGUCGCAUCUAAUCAUGGCCGUCGAUGAACCUGUUAAAGAGGUAUACGAAGAGAAACAGCACCAGGCCGCCUAUAUUUUCGACCCCUUAGAAGAAGCCGAUGGCGCAAGCAGACCUGCUAAACGGAGAAAAGUUUCCAAGAAACCAAAUGAAUUAAAAAACCAAGAUAUCAAUGCUUGGUUAACCUUCCAGCCACUUUUUAAUGGUUCCGAAGAUGAACGCUAUGUCCGUCUUCGCCAGCAGCUCUUUGAGAAGUCUUGGUCUCAAAUCGAUGAGAGGAUCCAACGAAUACUUAGAAAAACAAUUCAGUCCACUCUAGACGAAGUCAUUUCCUUCCUUGGCACAACACCUGAUCAUGCAUCCAUUGGCAAAAUCCCUUCCGGCUUCAUUAUCACGGGUCCAAAUUUGGCUACCCAGGACCUGUUAUUUGAACAGCUCACGGAAGCAUUGCAGCUUCGGAUGGAUGCUAAGGUAGUACGGCUCAGGUCCGGUGAUGCGUCUAAUUUGAAAAUGGUCUUGAAAAAGAUCAUACAUGACACUACAGCAAGGGAGACAGACGAUGAAAACGAUUUAGAAUUGGCAACUGGCAAAGAUGGUCGCAAAUAUCUUAAUUACGAUCUCGAGGGUCUUUAUGCCCAUCUCAAGGCUAACCCCCGUCGUCAUAUCAUUGUCGCAUUUCAAGACAGUGAAGCCUUUGAAAGCGGUCUAUUGUCAGAUUUAAUUUCACUUUUUAGCUCGUGGCUUGAUCGAAUCCCAUUCGCAUUGCUUUUUGGGGUGGCCACCUCGGUCGAGCUAUUCCAGGCACGGCUUUUAAAAUCAACUUGCCAGUGUCUUUACGGUGAUCAAUUCGACGUUGAGCAAUCGACCUCAAUCAUCGAAAAGAUUUUUAAAGCAUCCAUUGCGCACUCGGAAGUUCCAUUACGGUUAGGCUCUUCCCUCAUACAUAGUCUACUAGAUCGUCAACGAGACCAAGUAUCGAGCAUUCCGGUCUUUGUGAGUUCCUUGAAGUAUGCUUAUAUGUACCACUUCUACGCAAAUCCCUUAACAAUCUUUUUAUCCUACGAAAUAGAAAGCAACACGAUUCAGGGAGAGCACUUAGAAGCAGUACGAUGCCUGCCAUCUUUUCGUCGAUUCGUAGAAUCAAAUAUUGAGAAGGGUGAAAUUAGCCAGGCCCGGCUACUUCUUGACGACGAUCAACACCUCAGUGAAGCUUUACAAAGUUGCUCCCGAGAUUCUCAACAAUGGUCAUUGGACGUUUUACGCAAACUAAAAAUUCUCACCGCUAGUAAGGUAUUAUCUGCCGAUUUCACAGGACUCUAUUUAGAUGCCAUUUCGCGUGGGAUAGAUCCCGAUCAGAUCGCAGAAUUUACGGAACAGGUCAAGCGAAUGCAACCUGCUGAUACUGAAUCGUUUAUAAAACAAGCGCUAGAUGAUAUCAAGAAUGGCGACCUCAGCCUUGGUUUAGAUUCAUGGAUUGAUGAAGCCAAGGAAUCGGUUUCUUUGUUCGAUAGCAUUCUAACAAGGGUUAAGUCCUUACAAGCCGAAGCUGAAGAACAGGGAAAUGUUCUCCGGAGCAAAUACAGCGGGCAAACAAAGGUCUUGCGAGCUACCGUUGUCGCUCAAAAGGUUCAGCUUAGCCAAGACACAGCGACUCUAACAGAGGAAGACAAACUGUAUACCGACUUAAUGGACGAUCUUGCAAAACACCUAAAGGAGAUACUUCUGUGUAACGGCGCAAAGGAUCAGUGCUUCAAUGAGCUUUGGUUCUUUGAUUCAAGGGUACCGUAUAGAGAUGUGUUUAUUCCACGACCACGGGGAGUAGUUGAACGAGCAUUAUCACGCCCUCAUGAUUAUCUCAAUUGCUCCUGUUGCGAAACCAAAGAAGACCAAAUCAAACCAUCUUUCCCAACAACAGCUAUUUUAUAUCAACUUUACCUUGAGACCGGGUCCCUCAUCAAUGUCGCAGAUCUUUGGUCUGCUUAUUACGCCAUUGUUGGCGAAGAAAAUGAAGAUGGGUUAGACGAGCGGUCCGCGCUUGUCUUAUUUUAUCGCGGGAUGGCUGAAAUGAAGACCAUGGGCUUUGUGAAGCAAAGCAGGAAAAAGGCCGAUCACAUCGCCAAACUUGCUUGGAAGGGACUUUGAAGGGAGAAAUGGUGUACAAACCAUAGUGACUGGGAAAGAGUCAUAAAAAUAGCCUUGAGUUUGUCUAGGAAUACGCUGGGCAAAUCGGGAUGGUAC